AUGCAAGCAAGCUAUUAUGAAGUAAUUGGCGGCAUCUGUAAGCAUCGAUUUAUGGAUUUUGCAGUGACCGCACCGCCAUUUCCACCGCCGGAAGCUGGUCAAUGUCAUGUAUCGAGCAAAAGCGGUCGUGAAAUAUGCUGGCCACGCUACGAUGAACUGGACACGAGCUGUACCGAUGUCGGCAGUGGCAUGGUUUCGGCACCAGUUGUUAGACAUGCCGCAGUUCGAGCGAUGGCAUUUGUACCGCCGGACAAUCUGCGUCGUCUGAUCCGCCAGUACUAUCGGCAGCAAGGCCGCCCGAUACCGCGAAAUACAACUUUUAGCAAGAAUUCAUUCCUUUUCGUGCGCUAUGAAUGUGACUACGGCUAUGAAUUUGUUGAUGAAGUGAAUACGAUGUUUUGCAUCAACAGGCAAUGGGUUAUAACACCACCAAAAUGUCGCGGAAAAGGUUAA
Messenger RNA from Gongylonema pulchrum, 453 nucleotides. NCBI's taxonomy places the organism in Eukaryota, Metazoa, Nematoda, Chromadorea, Rhabditida, Gongylonematidae. The record is from the annotation of a GenBank genome assembly.